Molecule: messenger RNA, 2940 nt
Organism: Bombus terrestris (buff-tailed bumblebee)
Lineage: Eukaryota; Metazoa; Arthropoda; Insecta; Hymenoptera; Apidae
Gene: Ada
Product: adenosine deaminase-like protein
Exons: 8
Coding region: 876-1910 (344 amino acids)
Biological process (GO): inosine biosynthetic process; adenosine catabolic process
Molecular function (GO): adenosine deaminase activity
Source: RefSeq, a predicted model, not a curated record
UUGCCCAUGUUGGCACUAUGUUUUUUAUUGUACAAAUACUAUACAAACUAUUUGAUGCCAAAUCUGAAAAUCUGGAAAUUCGAAUUUAUUUUAUAAAACUUUUUCCACGCUAAAUUAAAAAUUUUAUGUGUUUAAUGUGCUUGAAAACAGAUAUAAUAAAUGUUAUAUAUAAAAAAUAUUUAACAAAUAAUUAUUAGAUGUUAUGAAAAAGUUGAACAUAUUUCAGAUAAGAAAUAUGUAAUUGAGAUAAAAAAAAAAAAUGAUUAAAAUUUCCUCUGCAGUAUACAUUUUAUAAAUGCUAGACUUGUAAUUUCUAUAACACAGUAUACAAAACACAUGCCAAUUAUAGAUAUAUUAAAAAUCUGAUACUUUCUAUACCUUAAUACCUUUAAGUAUUCUUUAGUGCUCUAAUAUCGAUACAGUUUUUAAGGCACAGCACUUCAAAAUCUAUUAAAUCAUAUAUAAGUUUGAUAAAAUACGUACAAAGUUAAAGUUAUUUUAACUGUAUUUUCUUAAAAUGCUAUAUACUAUUUGCAUUAUGUAUGAAGUCCAUAUUUCUGUACUUUUCUAUUAUUAUUAAAUUGAUUAUAAACAUAUUUUAAUUGAAUCUAUGUGUACAUAUGUAUAUUUUUCACCAUCCAUUUAUUCAUUGUUUGACUAAAAAAGCGUGACAAUAAGUUAUACAAUAAAUUGAGAAACUAAAUAAAGAACAUAUAUGUAAGUACAUAUGUUCGUCACGUCAAGUCACGUAUCGAAUGCAAUCGGUUACUGCAUUAAUUCUUCAGGCUUAAGGAACAGUAGUUUGAAAUAAACGACACAUUAAAAUAAAACUGAUAUUUUUUAUAUGUUUAAUAAAAUUUGAUUUAUUUUUUAUAAUGAAUUUAGGAAAUUUCUGUCGAGCUCUUCCAAAAUUGGAACUUCAUGCUCAUUUAAAUGGAUCCCUAAGCAUAGAUACUUUGAAGAAAUUGUAUAAAAUGCAAAAUCCUAAUUCAGAAGAUUCUGACAAAAUAUUUACGAGUAUAAAAGAUUUUUCAUCAUUAGGCGAGUGUUUCAAAGUAUUUGACAUAGCACAUUCAUUAGCAGUAACACCAGAAGCAGUGUUUCAUUCUACCUACGAUACAAUUAAAGAAUUCAAAGAUGAUAAUGUAAUAUAUUUGGAGCUUAGAAGCACACCACGUGUUAUUCAAGGGAAAAUGACUAAAGAAGAAUGUGUAGAAGCAAUUAUAAAAGCAUUUGAGGUGUGCAAGAUUGAUUUUCCAAGCAUAUUAUUGAAGUUAUUAAUAUCAAUUAAUCGUAAACAAGGAUACAAAGCAGCACAAGAAAACAUAGAAUUAGCAAUAGAUUUUAUUAAGAAAUAUCCCCAAUAUAUUGUUGGACUUGAUCUCAGUGGAGAUCCAAUGACGGGGAAUACAUUUUUAGAGUUAUUGGAAAAAGCUAGAAUGGCCGGACUUAAAAUUGCAAUCCAUUGUGCAGAGAUUUCAAAUGAAACUGAAACAAUAGAUAUCCUUGAAUUUAAACCAGACAGAUUGGGACAUUGCACUUGUAUUCAUCCCACACUACAAGGAUCAAACAAAAUAUUUAAUUUGCUUCUUAAGUCAAAAAUUCCUGUAGAAUUGUGUUUAACUUCAAAUGUUCAAUGUAAAACAGUACCUACUUAUGAAUCUCAUCAAUUUAAAUAUUUGUUUGAAGCUGGACAUCCUAUUUGUCUUGGUACCGAUGACAAAGGUGUUUUUCAUACAUCUUUGUCCCGCGAAUACGAAAUAGCUAGUUCAACGUUUGGUUUAGAACGAGAACAACUCAUAAAACUUUGCCUAUCAUCUGUACAAUAUGCUUUUGCAACAUUAGAAGAGAAACAAGCAAUAUUGUGUAAGAUCGAAAAAUUUGCUAAAGAAUAUAACGUUACAUAUUGAAAUUGUAAUGAAUUAUCGUCAAUGAGAUCGACAAUUGAUGUCGCUACAUAUAUGUAUAAAAAUUUGAUAGACACAAACAUUCGAUCGAAUUGACAAAGUAUAUACAUGUUGUAUAAGGGCGUAACGAGGUCAUAGACUAUUAAAAUAAAAGUAAUAUCGAUUUUAUUCGUUAUGAUAUUUGUGGGCUCGUUUACAUGGAUUUACAGAUAACUAAGUUGCUACUUACGGAGAUUAAAAUAGUUAAUGUCAUCAGUAUUGUUUUUUUUUUUUUUUUAAUUAUAUGUAGUAUAUACAACGUAUAUAAUUAUUAUUACAAUGUUAUGCCUGCAAAUGUGCUGUAUUUUUGUUUCGACAUUGAAGACAAAAAUUAAUAAUACUUACAAACCGGCAUCAGUCUAGUCGGUUCAAUAAACAUUAACAAUUGUCUUAUAAACUAUGAAAAUCAUCGAGCGCAGAAAAACUGUUAAUUACAUUUAUUUUUUUGUUGCUUAUUUUUGUAUUUGAUGUUUUUUAUUAAUUUGGUGUUUCGUGUAAUCAAUUAAAAAGUAAAAUGAUGAAUUUAGCACCACAUAAAAAAGACUGUCAAGAAUCAAAAUAUCAAUUAAUUUCAAGAUCGCCGCAGAAAUAUUUUUCUUAUUUCAUAUCAAUUGUCUGGAAUAAAAAUGAAAAAAAGAAAGAAAGGAAAAAGGAAUCAACCUUUUACCUUUAUGCAAGAGCAACAAGGAUUCCUUUCCUUAACUUUGAUUCAAAUAUUCCUUUUUCUAUUUUUUUUUUUUUUUUUUGUUCUUUUAUUAGAACCGUUACUUCCUACCAUGUCAUAACAAGAUGAUAGUAGUAAAUAUCUGAAUAAUACUAAUAGUAAUAGGAAUAAUAACUAUAUAGUUGUAAUAUUAAUGUUGACAAUGUCAUUAAUAUUGAUUUUAAUAAUCGCAAUAAGAAAUUAUUUCUAUCCUAUAUAAUAUUCAUUCUAUGUAACAGUCUUUUUGGCUAAUAUUCGAACUAUAAACAAUAAAACAAUUUCAUUUUCUCA